AAGGUGCCGCGUCCGAGGCGGCGGACAGAAAACUAGGGGUGUUGGCCGACGCUGGGUGGACCUGGUUGCAGCUCCUGAGUGGUCCGAGUUUCCAUUGAUGGAGCAAAGGUGUUCCUUCGAGGACCAUUAGCAAGCUUCGGCUUUGCCCCUGAUCGAUUUGUCCUGAUUCCGGCAGUACCCCCUCUAGACGCUCUCACCCCAACCCCGGCGGAUGGAGUCACUCCUGCCAAAGGACUGCAGGCUACCAGACCUGCUCCCUAGUCCGAAACAAUCAAUGGAGGCCCCACUGCAAACCGGAAUGGUGCUGGGCGUGAUGAUCGGGGCCGGAGUGGCGGUGCUGGUCACCGCCGUACUCAUCCUCUUGGUGGUGCGAAGGCUACGGGUGCAAAAAACUCCAGCCCCGGAGGGUCCCCGGUAUCGGUUCCGGAAGCGGGACAAAGUGCUUUUCUAUGGCCGGAAGAUUAUGCGGAAGGUGUCACAAUCCACUUCUUCCCUGGUGGACACAUCAGUCUCCACCACUUCCCGACCCCGCAUGAAGAAGAAACUGAAGAUGCUUAACAUUGCCAAGAAGAUCUUGCGGAUCCAAAAGGAGACCCCGACCCUACAACGGAAGGAGCCCCCACCUUCAGUGCUGGAGGCUGACCUCACAGAGGGUGACCUGGCCAAUUCCCACCUACCCUCUGAGGUGCUCUACAUGCUUAAGAAUGUUCGGGUGCUGGGUCACUUUGAGAAGCCACUCUUCCUGGAGCUCUGCCGGCACAUGGUUUUCCAGCGUCUUGGGCAGGGGGACUACGUUUUUCGGCCUGGUCAGCCAGAUGCCAGCAUCUACGUGGUUCAGGAUGGGCUGCUGGAGCUCUGUCUACCGGGCCCUGAUGGGAAGGAGUGCGUGGUGAAGGAAGUGGUCCCUGGAGACAGCGUCAACAGCCUUCUGAGCAUCCUUGAUGUCAUCACGGGUCACCAGCAUCCCCAGCGGACUGUUUCGGCUCGGGCUGCACGGGACUCCACAGUGCUGAGACUCCCCGUGGAAGCCUUCUCAGCCGUCUUCACCAAGUACCCUGAGAGUCUGGUGCGAGUAGUGCAGAUCAUCAUGGUGAGGCUGCAGAGGGUCACCUUCCUGGCCCUUCACAAUUACCUGGGUCUGACCAAUGAACUCUUCAGCCACGAGAUCCAGCCCCUACGCUUGUUCCCCAGCCCUGGCCUCCCGACCCGAACCAGCCCUGUCCGUGGCUCUAAACGGGUAGUCAGUACCUCAGGUACCGAGGACACCCCGAAGGAGACCUCUGGCCGGCCCCUUGACCCCACUGGAGCGCCACUGCCUGGACCUGCAGGGGAUCCUGUGAAGCCCACAUCCUUAGAAGCGCCCUCAGCCCCCCUACUGAGCCGCUGCAUCUCCAUGCCAGUGGACAUCUCAGGCUUGCAAGGUGGCCCUCGUUCUGACUUUGACAUGGCCUAUGAACGUGGCCGGAUAUCUGUUUCCCUUCAAGAAGAGGCCUCUGGAGGCCCUCAGACAGCAUCCCCUAGGACCCCCACUCAGGAGCUCCGGGAGCAGCCAGCAGGCGCCUGUGAAUAUAGCUUCUGUGAGGAUGAGUCAGCCACAGGUGGAUGUCCCUUUGGGCCCUACCAGGGCCGCCAGACAAGCAGCAUCUUUGAGGCUGCGAAGAGAGAACUAGCCAAGCUGAUGCGGAUUGAGGACCCCUCUCUACUGAAUAGCAGAGUCUUGCUACAUCAUGCCAAAGCCGGCACCAUCAUAGCUCGCCAGGGGGACCAGGAUGUGAGCCUGCACUUUGUGCUCUGGGGCUGCCUGCAUGUGUACCAACGCAUGAUUGACAAGGCCGAGGAGGUGUGCCUGUUUGUGGCACAGCCAGGGGAGCUGGUGGGGCAGCUGGCGGUGCUCACCGGGGAACCCCUCAUCUUCACACUCCGUGCCCAAAGAGACUGCACCUUCCUCCGGAUCUCCAAAUCCGACUUCUAUGAGAUCAUGCGUGCACAGCCCAGUGUGGUGCUCAGCGCAGCUCACACGGUGGCUGCUAGGAUGUCCCCCUUCGUGCGCCAGAUGGACUUUGCCAUUGACUGGACAGCUGUGGAGGCUGGUCGCGCGCUCUACAGGCAGGGCGACCGUUCAGACUGCACCUACAUUGUACUCAAUGGGCGUCUCCGCAGUGUCAUCCAACGAGGCAGUGGCAAGAAGGAGCUAGUUGGGGAGUAUGGCCGAGGGGAUCUCAUUGGUGUGGUGGAGGCAUUGACCCGGCAGCCACGGGCCACCACUGUACACGCUGUGCGAGACACAGAGCUGGCCAAGCUCCCCGAGGGCACCUUAGGUCACAUCAAACGUCGGUACCCACAGGUCGUGACUCGCCUUAUUCAUCUGCUAAGCCAGAAAAUUCUGGGCAAUCUGCAGCAGUUGCAAGGACCCUUUCCAGCAGGCUCCGGACUCAGUGUCCCGCAGCACUCAGAGCUGACCAACCCAGCCAGCAACCUGUCCACUGUGGCUAUCCUCCCUGUGUGUGCUGAGGUGCCCAUGAUGGCCUUUACUCUGGAACUUCAGCAUGCCCUGCAAGCUAUUGGUCCCACGCUCCUCCUUAACAGUGACAUCAUCCGGGCACGCCUGGGGGCUUCAGCGCUGGAUAGCAUUCAAGAAUUCCGGCUGUCAGGGUGGCUGGCUCAGCAGGAAGAUGCCCAUCGAAUUGUACUCUACCAAACUGACACGUCCCUGACGCCUUGGACCGUCCGUUGCCUCCGCCAGGCCGACUGCAUCCUCAUUGUGGGCCUGGGGGACCAGGAACCCACUGUCGGUCAGCUGGAACAAAUGCUGGAGAACACUGCCGUGCGUGCCUUGAAGCAGCUGGUUUUGCUGCACCGGGAGGAAGGCCCUGGGCCCACGCGCACUGUAGAGUGGCUCAACAUGCGCAGCUGGUGCUCUGGACACCUGCACCUCCGCUGUCCUCGCCGCCUCUUCUCGCGUCGCAGCCCAGCUAAACUUCAUGAGCUGUAUGAGAAGGUUUUCUCCAGGCGUGCAGACCGUCACAGCGACUUCUCCCGCCUGGCACGAGUGCUCACAGGAAACACUAUUGCUCUGGUGCUGGGUGGAGGCGGGGCCAGGGGCUGCUCGCAUAUUGGGGUGCUGAAGGCAUUAGAGGAGGCAGGGGUCCCAGUCGACCUUGUGGGAGGCACAUCUAUAGGUUCCUUCAUUGGGGCCCUGUAUGCCGAGGAACGCAGCGCCAGUCGUACCAAACAGCGAGCCCGGGAGUGGGCCAAGAGCAUGACUUCUGUACUGGAGCCUGUAUUGGACCUCACAUAUCCUGUCACCUCCAUGUUUACUGGCUCGGCCUUUAACCGAAGUAUCCACCGUGUCUUCCAGGACAAGCAGAUCGAGGACCUGUGGCUGCCUUACUUCAAUGUGACCACAGACAUCACUGCAUCCGCCAUGCGUGUCCACAAAGAUGGCUCCCUGUGGCGCUAUGUGCGUGCCAGCAUGACGCUCUCGGGCUACCUGCCCCCGCUGUGCGACCCGAAGGAUGGGCACCUGCUCAUGGAUGGUGGCUACAUCAACAACCUGCCAGCGGAUAUCGCCCGCAGCAUGGGGGCCAAAACGGUCAUUGCCAUCGACGUGGGAAGCCAGGAUGAGACGGAUCUCAGCACCUAUGGGGACAGCCUGUCUGGCUGGUGGUUGCUGUGGAAACGGCUAAACCCCUGGGCAGACAAGGUAAAGGUUCCAGACAUGGCUGAGAUCCAGUCCCGCCUGGCGUAUGUGUCCUGUGUGCGGCAGCUGGAAGUUGUCAAGUCUAGUUCCUAUUGCGAGUACCUUCGUCCAUCCAUUGACUGCUUCAAGACCAUGGACUUCGGGAAGUUUGACCAGAUCUAUGAUGUGGGUUACCAGUAUGGGAAGGCUGUGUUUGGAGGCUGGACCCGUGGUGAAGUCAUUGAGAAAAUGCUCACAGACCGGAGGUCUACAGACCUUAAUGAAAGUCGCCGUGCAGAUAUACUUGCCUUCCCGAGCUCUGGCUUCACUGACUUGGCUGAGAUCGUGUCCCGGAUUGAGCCCCCAACAAGCUACGUCUCUGAUGGCUGUGCUGAUGGGGAGGAGUCGGAUUGCUUGACAGAGUAUGAGGAAGAUGCGGGACCUGACUGCUCAAGGGAUGAAGGGGGCUCUCCUGAGGGUGCCAGCCCUAGCACUGCCUCAGAGGUGGUAAGAAUGGAGCCCAAAGAUCACAUGUCCCCAGCAGAUCACAUGUGCCGUGGGAAGGAACUAGAUAGAGCCUUGGGGGUUGGUGCUGGGUGACAUGAGAACAUAAGUCUAGAGAUGGGAGAUUCAUGUCUCCCCACCUUAGGACUGACAAGCUAAACCCACACUGGUUUACUUCUGUUGCUGUGACAAAAGACUCUUCAAAGCAGCUCAGGAGAGAAAGGGUUUAUUUACAUCAUAAUCUAAGGUUACACUCAGUCUUUGCAAGGGAGUGAAGGAGGCAGGAGCUUGAGAGAACUGGUGACAUUGGGUAUGCAGUCAGAAGACAGCAAUAGAUGCAUGCGUGCCUGCACUUAGCUCUCUUUCCCCAGUCUACAGCCCUAUGUAGGGAAUGGUGCCGCCCACAGUAGGCAGAUCUUCCCACUACAAUUAACCAUGGAAAGAAACCCCCCACUCCACCCCACCCCAAUGCUCCCAGAACAACUUGAUCUAAGCACUACUUCAUUGAGACUCCACUCCUAGGGUAUUCCAGAUUAUGUCAGGUUGACAAUUAGGGUUAACCAUCACAGUGUGUUAAUGGCCCUGAGCCAGGAAAUGUGUCACGAUGCACAAGCUGACUGUUUCUAAAGUGAUGCUUAUCAAGCAAGGCUUGAGUGAAACUAAUUUUAGUGGUGAGGGUCGGGCAGCUCUGUUUGUCACAAAGUGGAUUUCAAGGCUGACAUUCACCCUGCCUGGGUGACACACAUCUGUUGCCUGUCCCUAUAGGAAGAGGAGAAGUCCACACUCCGGCAACGACGCUUUCUGCCUCAGGAGACUGGGGCUCAGUAGCAGAUGCCUGAGGACCUUGACAGGGAACCCCGGUUCCUAGACUGGGUUGUGGGUGGGCCUGUGGGGGAGCUCACACUAUUAUUCCUGCUGCUAUACUGUGACACUCCCUGGGCCUUCCCCCUUGGCUCCAAGGACCACACACUGGACUGACUUGCCCUGUCCCUAAGGGAAGGGCAAAACUGCACUGAUGACCUUUGACCAACUAUGUUACCUUCCCCCCAAUAAACUCUCACCCCUUUCGAA
Messenger RNA from Rattus norvegicus (Norway rat), 5254 nucleotides. Lineage: Eukaryota; Metazoa; Chordata; Mammalia; Rodentia; Muridae. The record is from RefSeq and is a predicted model, not a curated record.